UAUAGCUUUUCGAUAUUCAUCGCUAAAAUCCCCUCCAGCUGCUUCAUCAGUUAUCACAUUUCCAAAUUUAAUACCGAUGAACCGAAAUUAAAUGCAAAAAUCUCCAUCCUAAUCGCAGAAACACUCUUCUGAUCGGCGGCGGCAAUGGCGUUUUCCUUCACUACUCAGCCUCCGCAGCAGCCGUCGAUAUUCCAGACUCCUGCUAGUCAUACGCAACCUUCACCGUUCUCGCAGGUCACUCCCUUCUCGCAACCGACGCAGCCGCAAUUCAACUUUCAGCCUCAGCAACCGCAACCGCAACCGCAACAGCAGCUGCAGCAACAACAACAACAACCGCAGCAGCAGCAGCAGCAGCAGCUGUUCCUCUUCACCAACAGUAAGACGCCUGCUACUUACGGUACCAAGUGGGCAGACCUCCAUCCGGACUCUCAAAAAAUCCUCCUCCAAAUAGAAGAGAAAAUACUGGAAUAUAGAGAUGAGAGUCAACGGCUUGAUCAAUGUAGCAGGCUGUAUGAUUCAUCAGUGUCAAAUGAUGGGUUUGAGCUUGAUGCUAGUCAUAAUAUUCAGGAACUUGUUGGAAUCAGCACAUCAAUGGAACGGCAAAAAAGUAUAUUGCAUGAGCUAAUGACUGUUGUUAAAGAUAUGCUGCGCAAUACGGAGGUAGCUGUUCGUUCGUUCAUGAUGUUACGCCCAAGGUUUCUUCAUCAAAAUCCACCUGCUUCAAGUUCAGCAACACCAUCACAGGCCCCUGGGGCAAUAGUAGCCCCAACCUCAAGUGCUCAAGCAACCACUAUCCCCAAUUUUCCAGUUUUUGAUUUUUACAGUGGGAUUCCAAAGAAGCCUUCUCCCUUCCUGCAGCAAACUGUAGCUAGAUUUGAGAAACAUCUUGCUGAAUGCCGGCAGUGGGUUGAAGAACUGGAGCAGUUGAUCUUAGAUUCUGAUAGAAAGUCUCUCAAUUCCAGUGUGUCACUGUUGCAGUCACUUCCACAAGUCAUGUCAAAUGUGCAUGAUUUUUUUGUUCAUGUAGCAGCCAAGGUGGAGAGCAUUCAUCAAUACAUUGAAUCCAUGAAAACUGCAUACCUUACUGAUCAGCGUCGACGAGGGGAGGUUAGUGAUCCCUUUCUUGAAGCUGAUCGACGGGAAACAGCCAAACAAGAGGCUGCUGCACGAAGGGUUCAUCCAACUCUACAUUUACCUGCGGCACCACAACCAGCAACUCAAGUUACUGGGUUGUUUUCCAGCUCAGCAGCGCCUGGAACAUCCACUGCACCACAAACGUCUGCCAUAGUUUCAACCAGUUCUGCUGCAAGUGGGUCCUCACUUUUUAGUACCCCAGUCAUUGCUGCUUCAUCAUCUUCUCUGUUUUCUACACCCACUGCUUCUGCUCCAGCAGUCUCCUUGUUCGGAUCAGGUGCUUCCCCACAGACAUCGCUCUUUGGCUCUUUGUCCACUUCUAGUCCAGCAUUCUCUACUCCAAACUUGUUUGGCUCUACCCCCUCUUCUGGUGUUACAAAUUUUUCAACUCCUUUUGCUACAGGAGCUGCAACGGGAUCGGGGUCAAGUUUUGGAACUUUAUCUAAGGCAAGGGCUAAAAGUCGCCCUGGAAGACGCUAAGCUUCAUCAAUGUCAAUGAGAAGUCAUCCUCUAUUUACUUUGAUUGCAAGAUGUUGAGAGUAAAUCCAUGAGGUUUUGUGCAAGACCACAGUGAUCUUCAUUAUUUCGUGCUUGGAUGCAGAACUGUUGACUGGAUUCUAGUUGUGCUGCUAUAAAACCGUAUUCUGACUUCAUAUGCAUUUUGGCGGCGUCAUUAUAAAAUGCAUUUCAUGAGAUGUUGCUGUAAUAUUGUAAAUUUCAACCCCCCUCCCCAUUCUGGGUGGUUGCUCUAAGAGUUGAUAUCUUAUUCAUGCCUGCUCUUGCUAAGUUCGACAAACCAUUUGUCCUGUUGUAUUUUAAAAUUUCAUCAUUCUGAGCAUUUAAAUAUCAUGAGCUUUUGAAGA
Messenger RNA from Ipomoea triloba (trilobed morning glory), 1997 nucleotides. RefSeq names its product nuclear pore complex protein NUP58. Gene Ontology annotation, molecular function: structural constituent of nuclear pore. Gene Ontology annotation, biological process: nucleocytoplasmic transport. The transcript has 6 exons. Gene Ontology annotation, cellular component: nuclear pore. NCBI's taxonomy places the organism in Eukaryota, Viridiplantae, Streptophyta, Magnoliopsida, Solanales, Convolvulaceae. The coding region runs from base 145 to 1614 and encodes 489 amino acids. The record is from RefSeq and is a predicted model, not a curated record.